This is a messenger RNA of Brienomyrus brachyistius, 1980 nucleotides long. RefSeq names its product cholinergic receptor, nicotinic, beta 1 (muscle) (gene chrnb1). Bases 168 to 1652 code for a protein of 494 amino acids. NCBI's taxonomy places the organism in Eukaryota, Metazoa, Chordata, Actinopteri, Osteoglossiformes, Mormyridae. The transcript is spliced from 11 exons. The record is from RefSeq and is a predicted model, not a curated record. Gene Ontology annotation, biological process: signal transduction; chemical synaptic transmission; monoatomic ion transmembrane transport. Gene Ontology annotation, molecular function: transmembrane signaling receptor activity; acetylcholine-gated monoatomic cation-selective channel activity. Gene Ontology annotation, cellular component: neuron projection; postsynaptic membrane; synapse.
GCGACCCUGGCUGAAUGACAGACAGCGACAUACUUUGCGUUUGCCCGGGCCACACGCAUGAUCGCCGAGCUCAUUUUUUAUAACGAUACGAUUAUCUAAGUAUUCUGUGUGAAGGGACACUAAACAGCAGUGGAUAUUCGAAGUUGGAUGUAGGAUAAUUGGCCGCAAUGAAGGCCUUUCAUUUGCUGCUGACAACCUACUGUUUAUAUGGCUUAUGCGAAAUAGGUGCCUCAGAUGCCGAGAAUGCGCUGAUAAAAGCGCUGCUUGGUAACUACAACCCGAAAGUGCGUCCGGCGAAGAAGAUGACGGACAGAGUGUUAGUGAGGGUGGGCAUGACCCUCGCUUCCUUCGGGGGCCUGAACAUGAAAGAGGAGGAGAUGAUCACCACCGUGCACAUGAACCUGGAGUGGGUGGACUACCGCUUUUCCUGGAAUCCUGCAGAGCAUGAUGGCAUAAACGUUUUACGGAUCCCUGCAGGGAAGGUGUGGCUCCCUGACAUUGUCCUGAUCAACAAUAAUGAUGGGGUAUUUGAUGUGGCCCUCCAUGUCCAUGUUCAAGCCUACAGCAAUGGAAGGGUCAUCUGGACACCUCCAGCCCUAUAUCGCAGCUCAUGUGGAGUCAAGGUGGCGUACUUCCCAUUUGACUGGCAGAAUUGCUCCAUGGUGUUCCACUCUUACACGUACGAUGCCUCGGAACUCGAACUGCAGCACUCGCUCGAUGAGAAGGGCCAAGAGAUCCGUGAGAUUGUGUAUGAUCAAGGCUUCAGUGAGAGUGGCGAGUGGCACAUCAGACACAAGCCGUCCAGGAAGAAUAUACGAGAGGACAAUUACGAGGACAUCACCUUCUACUUGAUCAUCGAGAGGAAGCCGCGAUACUAUGUCUUGAAUAUCAUUAUUCCCUGCAUCCUCAUCACCAUCAUCGCCAUCUUCAAUUUCUACCUGCCCCCAGACGCAGGUGAGAAGGUGGGCCUCUCCAUCAAUGUCCUGCUCACCUUAACCGUCUUCCUGCUGCUGCUGGCGGACAAAGUUCCCGAGACCUCCCUGGCCGUCCCCAUCAUCGUUAACUACUUGAUGUUCACCAUGGUUCUGGUCGCCUUCUCGGUCAUCCUCAGCGUGGUGGUGCUGAACCUCCACCACCGCUCGCCCAGCACUCACCACAUGCCGCUGUGGGUGCGUAAGAUCUUCAUCCAUAUACUCCCUUCAUACCUGGGGCUUCUCCGACCAAAACCUGAGACCCCCCUUGCCCUGGAGAAUCACCCAAAACGGGAGACACCCAUGGCCAUCAGCAGGGCCGCCGAUGAGUACUUCAUCCGCAAGCCCAACACCUUCUUCCUCUUGCCCAAAACCAAUAGGUACCAGUCGGAGGGUUUGUGUACCGACCUGCGCAAGUUCAUUGACGGCCCCAGCAGCUACCUCACACUUCCUCCGGAACUCAAGUCAGCCAUCGAUGCUAUUGUCUACAUCGCUGAGCAGCUACAGGCUCAAAAGGACCAUGAAGCAUUAAAGGAGGACUGGCAGUACGUAGCCAUGGUGGUGGACCGGCUGUUCCUUUGGCUCUUCGUCAUCUUCACCACCAUUGGCACCCUGGGCAUCUUUGCUGACGCCAGCUUCAAUUACACGCCAACGGACCCCUUCGUCAACCCGUACCCUUGAACCACCGCUACAAAACUCUGACCACCCUCCCUCCUUACCUUGGCGGUUACCACGAUGCACUUUCUAAAAUGAGCUGCGUCAGUUUCUCAAGAAGAACGCAUCUUCUUCUGAGCUUCAGCCGUGUCUUAGGAUUCGUACGUGUCUACUUGUGUUUCAAGUUAUUCCAGUAGUUUUGUGCAUCUUUCUAGAUGGUGUUUUUCAAACAUAAUAUUACCCACUGUAUGGUAUUUCUGUCAUAUUUCAUCACAAAUUAUGCAUGCCCUUUCUUGUGAUUAUCUGCAAAUAUCAUCCGAUAUAUAAAAAAAAGAUGUUUUUUUAUUUCAAAGGU